Molecule: messenger RNA, 3437 nt
Organism: Oppia nitens
Lineage: Eukaryota; Metazoa; Arthropoda; Arachnida; Sarcoptiformes; Oppiidae
Product: rap1 GTPase-activating protein 2-like
Exons: 9
Coding region: 56-3379 (1107 amino acids)
Biological process (GO): regulation of small GTPase mediated signal transduction; activation of GTPase activity
Cellular component (GO): cytoplasm
Molecular function (GO): protein binding; GTPase activator activity
Source: RefSeq, a predicted model, not a curated record
UGACUAUUCAUUUAGUCAACAUUUUUAUAGGAAUUAACAAAUUAAUUGAUAAACAAUGUCAUCCAUAUGUUUUAUAUGUGAAUUACCAAUUUUAUCGCAUCAAUCGUGGGAUACCUGGACUCAGCACCAGGCGUUGGGAUGUCAGCAGGAAUUAGGAAACAUUUACCACGAAGACUGUCUUAAUUGUUGCGUUUGUGUGGCCAGAGUUAAACAGGGUAAUGGAUCGGCCAAAAGACACGGAAAUAAGAUAUACUGUGCCCUACAUUACGGCGACAUAUGUGGUACCGCCGGUGGAGAGGACUUUAUGGGCAAACUUAGAGAUUUUAAGCGUCAAAGUCUAGGCUGUGCUGAGGCCCGAAGGAAAAGCAGCACAACCUUAUCAUUUCCAGUGCCCGUCCAGUCCUGUCCAGGUUCUCCAUAUUGUGCGGGAUUUCCACACGCUGUCAAACCUACUGCCGGUUAUUGGAUUGAGUGUAAAGGCGGGGGUCAAUCGGGUAAUGAUAAUAAAGAAAAUGAAAACGAAAUGGAAUUAGAUUUGAAAACGAGGAAAGAAAGCAUAACUUUAAUGACCGGAGAUAUCAAUCAUUCAUAUAAACCACAGCCGCCGACACCCACUGUUGAGGUUGUACUCACUCGACCACGACUUGAACGACAAGACACAAGUAAAUCAACAAAUGAUGACUACUUUAGUCAGGAUUCAUACAAUUUCUUACAAAUUGAAAGUCAAAGACCAAAAACUAAAGACGAUAUAGAAUUAUAUAGAAAGCCAUACACACCACACGUCACACCAAACAUUACCAUCACUAUAGUACAGCCGACAUCACCGCCUGCCAGUCCUCCAGUGCCAUCACCACCACCACCAUCCUCUCAGUCUAACACAAAUACACAACAAACCAAAGAGAGUGAUGAUCCUUACGAACUAAUCUCUUUUGAAGAAGAAAUCUUUGAGAAACACUAUUACGGACGCGAACACUGGAACUACUUUACUAAUGACGAGGCAUUAGGACCCGUCAUCCUUAGCCUUAAACAAGAAAGUUCCAACAGUCGCGACCAGUUUAGGAUAUUGUUGAGAACCAUAUCAUAUUCACUCCAUGGUUUAGUGCCCACAUCGGCCAUAUGUGCCGAUCGAUAUGACCGCGAGGCAGUGGUCAGAGCUUUAGGUAAUGAGUCGGGUCUUAAACCGCCUCUAGCUUUGGGUCAGUUGCCAUCAACGGCCGAUGAGUUACUUAAGUUGGAUCAGGUAUUCAUUAAAUCAGAAUUAAAAGUUGGAGUUAUUUACAUAAAAGCCAAUCAAGUGAAUAGUGAAGAGAGUAUACUCAGCAACAAAACUGAAUCACCGCUUUUCGCUGAGUUCUUGUCGAUACUCGGAGAUAGGAUUAGAUUAAAAGGAUUCGACAAAUAUAAGGGAGGACUCGAUACCGUUCACGACCUGACGGGAACAGAAUCGGUUUACACAGCAUUCAAAAACAUUGAGAUCAUGUUUCACGUGUCAACUAUGUUACCACACGAAGAAUCAGAUCCGCAAAAACUUCAAAAGAAAAGACAUAUCGGCAAUGAUAUUGUUUGUGUAGCGUUUCUCGAGGCAGACAGUGAGCCAUUUUGGCCGGGUUGUGUAAAAUCACAUUUUUUACACACAUUUAUAGUGGUUCGGACCAGUCCUAAGCCCUUACAAACGGGAGAAAUAAGAAAAUACUCGGUAUCUGUAGUCUGUAGGGAUGAAGUGUCGGCUUUUAAGCCAUACUUAUGGCAUGAAUCUGAAUUUGAAAAGGGCUCACAUUUCCGUGAGUGGUUGUUAACAAAGAUUAUUAACGGUGAGAGAGCCAGCUAUUCGGCCCCGAAAUUUGCACGAAUGCAGGACCGAACUCGGAGUCAAAUGCUUGAAGAUAUUGUAAAUAAUUUAGCCAAUCAUUUAGCAACGGGUCAGAUACCGAAGCCAUAUAGACGGGGCAGUUGGCGACCAAUAGGUCAUAUGAGACCAUCGAGUCCUCUGUUAGAUAGUGUUCGCGAUCUGUUUGAAGGUUACGACCAAAUAGCAAAAGAUUUUAAUAAUGCCUUCUAUGGUAACGCAAAGCUGUUAUGUGAUGUUGUAUUCAAUGUGAUGGGAUCUCCGGUCAACGGCGGACAUGAAAACCAAGUCCGACGUAUUUAUGCCGUCAGAGCUAUUUUGGCCAUAAGAAGCCGAGUCUUCCUUGAAAUGCUCUACGGUUUCGCACCGCCGCGCGGACAGACCAAUCCUGAAGGACAAGCAAUUACGCACAUGGGAUCAAUUGCAACAAACAAUAGUUCACAACAGACUACAAAUAACUCAGAGAACAAAAAGCUUAAGAAAAGAGACAGUAUUACAGAACAGGCCAAACAUGCCAUCAACCAAGUGUUGGUUCCGCCAAAGAUUAUUGCACCAAAUGAUAGGGACAAAGACAAGAAAAAAGAUAAAGAAAAUAGAAAAGCGUCUUCAGCAUCAACUAUGUCGACAUCACCCGCACAACUAAAGACACCCACAUAUCUGACAGUUCCCGGUGCAAGUGGUGGAGGUGUCUUCAAAACAUUCAAAACAUUUAUGUCUGGUUCAUGGAGUGGUUGGGGUAGUAAAGGAAGGAACGAGAGUAUGAAACGAUGGCAAAGUGAGUCGUUUUAUGCAAAGCUUGAAAGUACUGGAGUCGAAGUACCGGGUCUUUCGGUAUGCGCUGAUGUGGCAAAAAUCGAUAGGACUAAGUUAGCACAAAAUGAGUUCACAAUAAUUGAGUUCGACGGCGACACCUUUCAAUUGCUCAUUGAAUACCUACACUCGGGGUCGUGUCCUAUAACAUGUGACACCGUUCCCGGUCUCAUUUGUGCAGCUGAACACUUUGAUCUACCCGACCUAUUACAAGCGUGCUUUCAUCACACUAAGACACACCUCAAGCUGAAUGUCGUUCCUCGAAUGUUAAACCAAUUGGAAAACUAUUAUUGGAGAUAUACCAGUGCCAGCCAAUUGGUCAACACAAUACUCAAUUAUGUUGACCCGCGAGCUAACGCACUGUUCGCCCGUCAGGAGUACUUGCAAUUAAGUGAAUCAAUGUUACAGACAAUACUUACGCGACAAAACCUCAACUUAAGUGAGACAAAGAAGUUUCAGGUGAUGUUUCAGUGGUCGCUACACAAAGUCAAGACAGAUAGACCAGACAUCCAACGCAAUGAUAAAUUGCAAAAUAUGAAGAUUAAUGAAUUGCAAGCUAUUAUGAACCGAUUGACACGGGAUCUCAAACUGCAUAAAAUACCGCCACAGGAUCUCAUUAAGAUAGUACUGCCAUCGAAGACAAUCAGUCACGAGAGGAUAUUAGCGACACUUCUAUAUCAGGCGGACUCUGGUAUAUAUCGCAACUCCGAAUUCGGCAAUUGAUGUCUUUGUUGUCCAUAAAUAUAAGUCUGUUUGUUAUAUAUUGAACCGAUAGAAAACU